CCUGCUGCCAGGUUGGAACUCGGGGUGCUUGGUCGGUGCUCCAGUCAAAGUGUUGUCGUCUGAUGAUGCACUGAAUCGAUCACUCGUUUGCAGAUUCAUUCUUCGGAGUUGUUGGUGGAUGAUCGAUGGGUGUUUGCCCCGAAGACUGGUAAUCCUGUGUUGUAUGCGGACGCCAAGAGGUUGCCCAAUUCCAUGUCUUGUUAUUCUUCGAUCGCUUCGGGGAUCAAAGCUGCCAUCGCUCAGAAUUGUGUCCCUGUGGGUAAAUCUAUCCAUGCCUACAUGAUCAAGAUUGGGUCUUUGCAAGAAACAACCCUUUGGAACCAUCUCCUCAACCUCUAUGCGAAAGCCCGCUGCCUCGACGAUGCCCGUGCGCUGUUCGACGAAAUGCCUGAGCGAAACUUGGUUUCCUACUCGACCCUUAUGUCUGCGAUUUCUGGACUCGGCGAUCCUAUGUGUGCUUUGCGCCUCUUGUCCCAGCUGCGCAAGGCAGAAAUCGAGCUCAACCAGUUCGUGUUUUCAGCCUCCAUUGUGGCAUGCCGGAAGCUCAGAAAGUUGGGUCUGGGCGAGCAAACCCAUGCCCAAGUGAUGGUCUCUGGAUGGGGAUCGGACUCUUUUGUCAAUGCUGCUCUCAUCGACAUGUACUCAAAGCUUGGUGAUCUGGCGAGUGCCGUCUCCCUUUUCGGUCUGUCUCCGGUCGAGGAUCCUGUUAUGUUCAACACGAUGGUUAGUGGGUACGUAAGUUUUGGUGCCCAUGAGGAGGCUCUGAGACUUUUCCAGCAGGCAAGACGGAGUUUUAAUCUCCAUCCUACAGAGUUUAGUUUUGGGAGUAUGAUUAAGGCUUGCUCAGAAUUGGAGAGAAGGAUCGGAGAACAACUUCAUGGGCUUAUUUUAAAGAUGAGACUUGAUUCAAACUGUUUUGUUGGAACUUCUCUCAUUGAUAUGUAUGGCAGAUUUGGAGAUACACAAAGCUUGGAAAUGGUUUUCCAGAGUGUACAGACAUUUGAUGUCGCAUUGUAUAAUGCGAUGAUUGGUGGGUUAAUAAGAAAUGGACUUGACACUUUUGCAUUGGAUUAUUUCCAUGAGAUGAGGUCAAAAGGUUUCAUCUCAAAUGAUUGCACCUUAUCUGGUGUACUCAAAGCAUGUGGUGGUUUGAAGUCUUUGGAUUUGGGGAGGGCGAUUCAUGGGUUUGUUGAGAAGUCAAGUUUUCGGCAAGAUGUGGUAGUUAACACUGCUUUGAUUGAUAUGUACAUAAAAUGUGGUUCGAUAAAGGAAAGUUGUCAAGUGUUUGGAUGCAUGCAUAAACGGAAUACUGUUUCUUACAAUUCUUUGAUCUCUGGACAUGGGCAAGAUGGGAAUUACAGAGAGGCUUUAGCCCUUUUUAAUGACAUGAACUGUAAGCAUAUAGAUGUUGAUCUUGCUACCUUUGUUGCUUUGUUAUCUUCGUGCUGUGGGUGUGAAUGGGUCGUAUAUGUUCAUGCAAUUAAGCAUGGAUUUGCAUCAGACUUGAUGGUUAGAACUACACUGCUAGAUGGUCUUUUCAAAGAUGGUGCUGCCGACCAAGCUCUAGAGUUUUUCGAUAAGAUGCGAGAGAGAAACGUUAUUUCAUGGACUACAAUGAUAUCAGGACUUACACUAUCAGGUCACUAUUCAGAUGCAAUGAAGUUUUUUAAAACCAUGAUUUCUACAGAAGUAUCACCCAACAGUUUCACUUACUCAAGUGUUUUAAAGGCUUGUGGCCAUUUAGCUGGUCCAGAGGAAGGAAAACACAUUCAUGCAUGUGUCAUAAAGCAUGGGGUUAUGGAUGACUAUACUAGCAGUGCUCUUCUGGACAUGUAUGCUAGGUGUGCAGCCCUGGAAGAGAGUAGAAGACUUUUUGAUGAACUAACAAACAAGGACAUAGUAGUCUGGAACACAAUGAUCACUGGAUAUGCACAACACGGGUAUGGGCAUGAGGCUCUAGAAAUGUAUGCUCUAUUGGAAAAGGAAAAUGUACAUCCGAACCAUGUAACUUUUGUUUCUCUUUUGUCAGCUUGCAGCCACCGUGGGCUAGUAGAAGAUGGAAUUCAGCUAUUUGAUUUGAUGGUUUCUAAGCAUGGUAUCGUACCAAGCAUGGAGCACUAUGCAUGCAUGGUUGAUUUGUUUGGCAGGUCUGGGAUGUUAGAUAGAGCAGAACAGUUGAUCAAUGGCAUGCCUUUUGAAGCUGAUGUUUCAAUUUGGGCAACGUUGUUAUCUGCUUGCAAACUUCAUGGUAAUUUAGACCUGGCCGAGCUAGCAAGAGACCAAGUUAUGAAAAUGCAAGGUGAAGAUGUUCCUACAGUUGUGCUCAUGUCCAAUAUGUAUUGUGAAGUAGGAAGACAACAUGAUGCAGAAAAUUUGAGGAAGAUAACAGGAUCACAAACGAGAAAGGAGCCCGGAUUUAGUUGGGUUCACGCAGCAGAAGAGCCUUUGUACAGUUAUGGUGCUACAUAGGAUUAAAAGCAUUUUAGUAAUGCAUUGGAAAAUUGCAUCCAGAGGCCUCAAUUCAAGCAAAUUGUAUCAGGAUCCAUCAGAUUCCUGUGGUGAACCAACUAAGAAGAGCUCUUUUUGAAAUGCAAGUUUGAGAGUCAGUGUUAAAUAUUGGCCACGUCCAACUGUUAUGCAUUGGUGAAUAGCUUCUUUUGUUUGGAAGAAUGACCAAGAUAUGGACCAAAAGGAGGCCAAAUUUUCUCAGUCAAUGUUCUGUUGCUAGAAAAAAGAGGACAAGUUUGUGCUCUUGAUCCCCAGCUAGUCAAGUUAGCACAGUUGCUUCGAUCAUUUUCAUCAAGUUUCCAAAAUUCCAAUUCAUUUUGAUUUUUGUAAUUGCAGAAAAUGGUGAUAACAAUAUCUGCAUAUAUUUUCUUAGCAGGUGAACUCUGUGAUGAAAGACAGCUAUCCUUAAUAUGUGGGGAAAUUGUUAUCUUAAGUUUGAUUUAACUCAUUGCUGCAAGAGCAUACCAGUCAAAUAAGGACAAAGGUGAACUCAAGACCAAAGAACAAGCUCCAGCACAGGAAGUCAAAAUGUCUUUAAUCUGAAUCAAAGACUGCUUUUUAUAUUUAAGUUGACUCAAAUAUUUAGAUAGUAUUUAUCCUUGAUGCUUAGAUUCUUCUAGCAUGCUCUCAGUCUGCCUAGGCAUCAGGGUAUCAGAAACCUAGCAGCAAUGUGAUUACCAUAUACAUAAUCUAUAAAAUUUGCUGGGUUUCUUCACAUGGAACAUAUAAGCUAUAUUAGAAACAAUGAUCAUAGAUCCUUUGUGACAUAGGUUUAAUUAAUUGUAUUCUUUCUCCUUUCAGGUUCAAGAGUAUAGAACUGAAGAUUUCUGUGGUAAAGAUGUCAUUAAUCACUUCUUCUUUGUGAGUUAAGAAAUGAGGUUCUGAGAAAACUUCCAAUUUUCUUCAAGCUGAUGCAGUAUGGAGGUGAGAGCAAACUUCACAAGCUUCUCCUAUGUCAUCCAGGAUUGGAAGAUCAGUCAAUCAAAACUUGUGCUUCUAUGUUCGCUUUAUCUGUCAAGUCAUCACUUGAUUAUCAUAAUUGAGAAUGGCAAGGACUGUUCAUUUUAAAUGUCAAAUACUACUAUUUGAGAUCGAAUACAUAAAUAUUUAUAGUGGUAUCA
Messenger RNA from Musa acuminata AAA Group (dessert banana), 3629 nucleotides. RefSeq names its product pentatricopeptide repeat-containing protein At3g02330, mitochondrial-like. The transcript has 3 exons. Gene Ontology annotation, molecular function: protein binding. Bases 193 to 2469 code for a protein of 758 amino acids. NCBI's taxonomy places the organism in Eukaryota, Viridiplantae, Streptophyta, Magnoliopsida, Zingiberales, Musaceae. The record is from RefSeq and is a predicted model, not a curated record.